ACAGCAGGCGGGGAUAGGCAGAGGGUCCUGAGACACUGGGGCCCUGCAGGGGCAAGGGCAGGUGGGAGGAGCGAGGAGCAGGGGCCUUGGAGAUAGACAGGUGAACUCCCUGCUCUGACGCUCCCUGUGGACUGUGAGCCCCGCUUACCUCAGCUAUAAAUUGGGACGGUAAUAGGUCUUUCCCCAAGGACUGCUGGGAGGCCCAGUGAACUCAUCCCAGUAAAGGGCUGGACACGGAGCAUGCCCGUUCUGGGCAGGCUGUUCUCAUCCUUCCACAGUUAACAACUGUCUUGGUCAAAUCAACUGUGUAGUGACACCUGGAAGCCUUUCGGGGUGGCUGCAGCAUGGGAGGAGAGCGGCCUGGCAGGGGCCCAGAGGGCAGGGGCACUGAUGCCCAGGGAGGGAGAUGCCGUGUGGUGACUGGGCCCCAAGCAGAGCUGGAAAUUGGGAAUGUGUGUCCCAGUCCCAGCUCAGCCCCAACUGCUGGAGUCACUUUGGGCAGGGUAGUGGCCCUCUCCAGGCCAAAGCAUCCCAGCUGUAGCAGGAGGGGGUGUGACCAGAAGGCAGGGACCAGCCAACAUUGUUGGGCAGAACUGCCAUCUUACCUGAGGGGUCCACUGGGCAGGAAGGAGCUAUUUCCAAGUUCCUUCAUGUGGAGGGAAGGGGGUCACACGAGGGCAUGAAUAUCAGGAGGCAUGGCUGACCUGGGGCCUUCUUAGAGGUUGUGACCACACUAGGCAAUGGUACCCUAUGGACUCUGGCACCCCCAAUCCUUCCAGAGUUCCAGGCUGCAUUCUCCGCCCCAGGCCAAGGACUCCCUGAGCCAGAACCAUGAGCUCCUGGAGGGGGGGAAGGCCACAGACCCGUCGUCAGCCCUGGAUCAGGGUGAAGCCAAGAGCGAUGUGGACCGAAGCGGGGAGAGCCCUGGCAGGCCUGCAGGGCCCACACCUGGUUCCUCACAAGAGCUGAACCCCAUCACUGGCAGGAGCUUUGGAGAGCCAAGAAGCUCAGAGUUCAAGGUCUCCGCAAGGGCCCUCAGGUUGGAGGUGGCAGGGGUGGGCGUCUGGGUGGGCUGUCUGCUGGAUGAGGUGGGGCAGCCUUCCCCGGCCAGGUGGAGGAAGCACCUUCCACACCACACACAAUGGGCCUAUCAAAUUCCGGAAUCAGGCAAGGGCCAGCCACUGGGGCCUACAGGUUCCCCAGGGGAAGUGGCCCUGGCGAGGAUUCCCUCACCAGGCUGGGCCCAGAGUGCUCUUCCUUCUUUGGCUCAGAGGGAAGAGGGGAGCCCCUCGGAACCUGCCAUCCAGAGGCGCCAUCAACAGCAGAGGCCCCAUCCAGUGCCAUCUAGGAGUCCACAGGGGAGAGAGCUUACUCAGGGAGCCCCAGCGCCCUCUGGCCUGCCUUCCUGGGACCUGCCAGCACUCCAACAUCCCCCAGAGAGGCUGGGCUCAAGCCUGGGCCAGGAGAGAGUGGAACUUCAGAAACUGCAAGAGAGGGACACUCCUCAGAGUCAGAGAGGGGCAGACCCUGAUGGUCAGAGGGGAGAAGCCUCCCAGGGUGAGGACAGAGAAGCUACUCACUGUCAGAGAGGGAAGGCACACCAAGAUCAGAGCAGGGACUCAGCCCAGGGUGACAAUAAAGUGGCUGCUCGAAGUCAGAGAGAAAACAGGCCUAAAUGCCAGAGAAAGGCGAGUCCUCAGAGUCAGGGAAUGGAAAUCCUUCAGUCUGCAGAAGACAGGAUCCCGCAAGCCUGGGAGGUGGCUCCGGGAGAGGUGACUGCACAGCCUCUGGAGGAAGGUGGCCCCCCGGGCCAACCGAGGGACUUCUGUGGGUCCCUGGGAGAACAGAUCCCACCGACCGGGGAAAAGAACAGCCAAGGCCCUGGGGGAAGGAGCACCUGGCUGAUGCAGGGCAAGACUGAGGGCCAGAGACAAGAUUCCGCAAAGCCAGGGGCAGCCCCGGAGGGGGCGUGGGCUGCUCUUCCGGGCCGGAGGGCCCCGGCCAGGCGGCGGCUCCCCGGUCCUGGCGCCGUGAUGCCCAGGUCACUACGCCUGGGGGACUCUGGGCAGCAGGCGCUCCCUGCGGCUCUCCCAGGGCUGGCGCGCGACUCGCACGCACUGCAGGGCCCGGUGGGGCAGCAGGUGGACGAGGCGAGGCUCCCGGGCGCCCUCUGGGAGCGGAGGGGCGGCCCAAAGGGCCCCGAGUCCUCGAAGGCCGCCUGGCCAGCGCCCGCGGGCAGGGGCACAGAGCGGGCGGACGCGAGCGCGGCGCAGCAGGAGGCUUUGCAGCGGCUGCUGGAGCUACAUGGCGCGGCCAGGCGGCGGCAGCGGCGAGAUCGCGAGCAGCAGCGGCUCCGGGUACUGGAACGCCUCGGCAUCGCCAGGAACCGCCACUGCAGGGUCCACCCCCUGGGGCUCCCACCCAGCCCGGCUCAGCUCUGGCCACAGGAGGACGCAGCCGGGCGGCGGCACGCCCUGCGGGAACAGCUGGAGCAGGUGCACCGGGAGAGGACCGAGUGGCUGCAGGCCCUCAGGACCAGGAACACCCAGAACUUCCAGGAGCUACUGUGGCCCCCUGGCGGCGAGGAGCCUGCAUCUGGAAGGGACUCAAGCAGCUGGAGUUCACUGGAAAUUCUCGAGCACAGAUAGCAAAGGGACAGCAUUGCCCAGCAAGCUGGCAACACUUGCUGGCACACUCCGUUUCCACACCUCUGCUCUUCAUCUCCAACUAGCCACUGCCGAGGCUGCUCUCCCUCCCCGCUGAGGGCCUGGACUCAGCGGAUAGACAGCCUUCCCACCAGCACCACCCCCUGCCUGCCUCCCUGACAUUUGCCAGCAACUUGAGCUCCCCAGGUGACCUGGCCCAAUCUCGGGCCUUUAAAUAGCACCCAUUUGCUAAUGACCUCCCAAUGUGCACCUUCAGAUCUGACCUGCUCCUGAGGGCCAGACUUAGACACACCUCAAGCUUAACACAGCAGAUGGGGACCUGUCUACACACAUCCUCCAGCCCUGUCCUACCUACUCCAGCCUACCCUGAAAAAGCCAUUGCCUACAGGACAGUCAGGGUGACUUUUUAAAAAAGUAAAUCAGUGUCACUCUUAAAGGCUGCUUAAAACUCUCCACUGUCUUCCUCGGCACGGAAUAAAAUCCAGACCACUACUUCUUGUCACUUGGCUCAGCCUUUAGGUACUCAGGCCUUUCCUGACAACCCAACCUAAAGAAGCAUAUGCCCCAGCCUCUCCGCACAGUCACUCUCUAGUUCUGUGGAACUGGUCCCCUCUUGGACAUUUCCUUGAUCUUAUGCUUAUGGUCUGGGCCCUCCACUCUGUUUGUGUGGAGGCCAAUUUCCAGGAGUCAGG
Messenger RNA from Microcebus murinus (gray mouse lemur), 3358 nucleotides. The record is from RefSeq and is a predicted model, not a curated record. NCBI's taxonomy places the organism in Eukaryota, Metazoa, Chordata, Mammalia, Primates, Cheirogaleidae.